CUUUUGUUGACUUGAAUUGCAGAGAGAGAAAGGGUGGGUUUUGAUGAAAGUGCUUGGAUUCGGGAGGCAACUAGAUGUUGAACAGAAACUGGAAAUGAGAAUUAAAGAACUGAAAAGGAAAAUGCCAAUGAUGAAGCAUUUAGGAGAUGAAGAUGAUGCUGCUGUUCAGGAGAAAAUCACGGAGAUGAACAAUGAACUUGAAAUAAAUAUGGAAGAAAUGGAGAACAUGGAGAAUUUGAAUCAAACACUUUUGGUUAAGGAACGCCAGAGUAAUGAUGAAGAUGAACUGAAAGAAGUUCGCAAAGAGUUGAUUAAAGGGUACUUGAAGGGUAUGCUAAGUGGGCGAACAAAUAUUGGUGUGAAAAGGAUGGGAGAAAUUGAUAUGAAGGCGUUCCAUGAUGCCUGCAAAGAGAGGUUUGGUGAUGAAGAAGCUCAGAUAAAGGCCUCUGAGUUAUGCUCUCUGUGGCAGGAGAAGCUAAAAAAUCCAGAGUGGCAUCCCAUGAAAGUUGUUGCAGUAGAUGGUGAUAAUCUCAAGGAAGUGAUAAAUGAAGAGGAUGAGUUGCUGAAGAAUCUCAAGGCAGAAUGGGGGGAUGGGGUAUUUGAUGCGGUGGUUGGGGCGUUCAAGGAGAUGAAUGAGUAUAAUCCAAGUGGGAGAUAUGUUGUGAAUGAGCUUUGGAACUUUAAAGACAAUAGGAAAGCUACAUUGAAGGAGGUUAUCAACUACAUUUUGAAGAAUAUGAAGAGCCUUAAACGCAAAGAGAAGUUUGAGAAUGAAGAGGCUCAGAUAAAGGCCUCUGAACCACGUUCUUUGUGUCAGAAUAAGGUUAAAAAUCACCCAGAAUGGCAUAUUGUUGAAGUAGAUGGUGAUGAUGAGAAAGUGAAGACUUUGAAGGCAGAAAGGGGAAAUGGGAUAUUUGAUGAAGUGGUUGCAGCGUUGAAGGAGAUGAAGGAGUAUAACCCAAGUGGGAGAUAUGUUGUUAACAAAAUUUGGAACUUGAAAGACAAUCAUAAAGCUGCUAUGUUGAAGGAGAAGAGGAUUUUCCUGUUGAAGAUGGUUGUUUUUGGAGCAAUUCUCAUUGCUGUGGUUAUAGUGUUGUUGACCAAAUUCCCUUUGUUGUUGACCUUUCCACAGGUGUUGUUGUAGGUCAUGUAGGUGUAGGGGUUGCUGGUUUGAUCUUUUGUUUGUAGUCCUGGUUUGAUGUUUUGGUAAGUCUGUUGUGUUUUGAACAGUGAACUCUCCUCCUAUGAAUUGGUAGUAGUUAUGGACUUAUGGUAUUGUAAUGGGUUUGUAUUGAUACUGCUAGUUAUGUUAUGG
Lactuca virosa is the source of this 1315-nucleotide messenger RNA. The record is from the annotation of a GenBank genome assembly. Lineage: Eukaryota; Viridiplantae; Streptophyta; Magnoliopsida; Asterales; Asteraceae.